Parnassius mnemosyne (clouded apollo) is the source of this 369-nucleotide messenger RNA. Lineage: Eukaryota; Metazoa; Arthropoda; Insecta; Lepidoptera; Papilionidae. The record is from the annotation of a GenBank genome assembly.
AUGGCCUCCUUGUGUAGACAAAUUGUUCGCGCAAAUGCUUGCAGAAAUCUUAUUUUAUCAACUGCCCGUCGGGGAUAUGCGGAUAGAAUGAUGCCUGAUCCCAUGGAACAUGCUACUGGUCUCGAGAAGAAAGAAUUGUUGGCACUACAGUCUGGAAAUGAUGAUCCCUUCAACAUGAAAGUUUUAAAGAAGGCAGCAGGAACACGUGACAAUCCCACCCUUGUACCUUCUUGCUUCGAUGCACGCAUUGUUGGAUGUAUAUGUGAAGAACACUCCACAGCAAUCAAUUGGCUUUGGGUACACAAGGAUCACCCUCGCCGCUGUGAGUGCGGCCAUUGGUACAAAUUAAUCGAGAAGACACCACUCUAA